GUUAUGUGGCUUUCAUGUCCCUGUGAAGUGUCCCCUUUUUUAAUUUUAAGUUUGUAGGGGGUGCUCAUGAGCGCGUCCUAUGGUCCUCCCCUUCUUCUGCCCUCAUGCCAUGGUUACCACAUUCUAGCUGGCACUGUAAAUGCUAUAUAAGUUCAUGAGCAUUUCUUUACAGGAUCUGCAGCUGGCGUGGAUAGAAGAUUGAUGUCUGACACAUUCACCAUAGGAAGAAGACACAUUUGUGUCUAAGCUUAUGGCGGAGGCCAAUGGCACAAUCACAGAGGUGUCAUUUCUGUACCAGCAAAUCUUUAAGAUAGACUUUGAUGCUGGCAUUCACACUAGAAUUUCAUUGGCUGUGCUUAUACCCCUGUUCUUCAUCUUUGUAAACUGUGUCAUGCUCUUUGCUUUAAGAAGCAAGUCUGUCUUUUAUGAAACUCCACGCUACAUUCUGUUUGGUCACAUGCUUAUAAAUGAUUCUGUACUUUUGUCUGUUACAACCAUCAUGUAUAUUUUGGCUUCUAUUCCAAUAGAAAUCACCAAAGCCUUGUGUGCUCUUUUUGUCUUUAUCUCCCACUGCACUUUCCGUAACUCUCCUUUGACACUCGCAGUGAUGUCUCUGGAGCGGUAUGUGGCUAUCCGCUUCCCUUUAAGACACUGCAACAUUGCCACACCAAAAAGGACCAACAUCAUUUUGGGAUUCAUAUGGAUCCUUAGCUCUCUAAAUAUCGCUAUGGAUAUAAUUUUAGGCUUAAUUGUCAACCCCAGUAGCUUAUCAGAUAAUAUAUUUUGCACGUACGAGAAACUGUUUGUAGCGAAAUGGCAGAUGGAUAAAGCUCAAGGGUUAGAUAUUUUUUAUUUUGUGUCUGUUGGAGUAAUUAUUAUUUUUACUUAUAUAAGCAUUAUGAUCACAGCCAGGUCUGUUACAUCUGAUAAAGAUUCUGCUAAGAAAGCCCUCAGGACAGUGCUAUUGCACCUGAUUCAACUUUGCCUGUGUCUCACCUCUUUUCUAUAUGCUACAAUAGAGAGAACACUGUACAUGAUGUCAGGUAAAAGUCCUCCUUUCUUUUUAACCCUCAGAUAUCUGAAUUAUAUUACGGUUCUUAUUCUGCCACGCUGCUUGAGUCCUUUGAUCUACGGUCUGAGAGACGAGGCCUUGUUGCCUUUAUUCAAAUAUUACUUCUGUUAUCGUUCAGGGAGAGCAAGACCCCGUGUUAAUGUACAUUAACUGAUCUGGAGACGUGUUAUAAUAUCAAAAAAUAAUCAGUCUAGAUGUGUAAGAAAGGCCUGCAUUAUUUUUCAAAAAUGCUGUAAAGGUUUGUACCUUUGCUACUCACUGGUUCUGUUUUUAUGUUAAUGAACUGUCCCAAAGCAACUCUAAACUAUGUUCUGAAAGAUAAUGCUGUGUAGUCUUUUUUAGGUUAAUAUAUUAGCAGUUGUAUAGCUUAGGCUACUUUGCAGUAAAUCUACGUUAGCUAUUCACAUGCUAUAAGCUGAUGUCAAUACCACUAAUGUUGGUCUGUCAAUUUGUGAUUAAUUUAGAUAAAAUUCAAAUCAUUGUUCAAAAAUAAAUAAAUUAUAAGACUACCUGUUCAGUAAAUCAACUAUGACAGUUUAGUAAAAGCUUAUGUUUUAUUGUCUGUUUUUGGGAAUGGGAGAUAAAGACUGACCUCUUUACUGUGGGCAAUAAAAAAACUCAUGUUUUUAAAGUAUUUAUGUUUUUAGGGAAACUUUGCCCGCUGGCGUUUGCAUACAACGACCCCUGCCAGUUUAA
This is a messenger RNA of Misgurnus anguillicaudatus (oriental weatherfish), 1768 nucleotides long. The record is from RefSeq and is a predicted model, not a curated record. Lineage: Eukaryota; Metazoa; Chordata; Actinopteri; Cypriniformes; Cobitidae.